UCGAGAAACAAAAACCUAAAUCCUAAACCCUUGUCAAAUUCCAAAGAGGAAAGACAAUGGAACAACACGAAGAGCAAGAGCACGAAGUGUACGGAGGGGAGAUCCCAGACGAGGAAGGAGAGAUGGACGCCGACAUCGAUAUGUCUGCUGCAUCUGAAGGUUACGAAGGCAACGACCAAGAACUCAAACAAAAUCCAAAUUCUAAUUCCAAGGACUUGGAAGAAAUGAAGAAGAGACUUAAAGAAAUCGAGGAAGAGGCCGGGGAUUUACGUGAAAUGCAGGCCAAAGUCGAGAAGGAGAUGGGGGCUGCCCAAGAUUCCCCGGGUGCUUCUGCUGCAACCCAACCUGAAAAGGAGGAAGUUGAUUCCCGUUCAAUUUACGUUGGUAAUGUAGACUAUGCAUGUACACCUGAGGAAGUUCAGCAGCAUUUCCAAUCUUGUGGAACUGUGAACAGAGUGACAAUUUUGACCGACAAGUUUGGUCAACCUAAAGGAUUUGCCUAUGUUGAAUUUGUUGAAGUUGAUGCUCUUCAAAAUGCUCUACUGUUAAAUGAAUCAGAAUUGCAUGGUCGUCAGUUGAAGGUGUCUGCAAAACGAACAAAUAUUCCUGGAUUGAAACAGUAUCGAGGAAGGCAACCCAACCCAUAUUUCCGUUCCCGAAGGCCUUUCAUGCCUGGUCCUGUUUUCUAUCCUGCAUAUGGUUAUGGGAGGGUUCCAAGGUUCAGGCGGCCCAUGAGAUACGGGCCAUAUUAAGAUCUUCACACAGUCAGAAGCUGCAAUUUCGAGAAGAUCAUUACAUGUAGUUUAAAAUCGUUCUGUAGCAGGGAAGGAGGAUGGUGAACUGCAAUUUGCUUGGAAAAGGGCCAGCCGGAUUUUCUUUGCUUAGGCUUUUAGUGGAAGGGGGUAAAUGAGGCAGAGAUGCAUAUUAAUGUUAUUGUUUAAUAUUAUUUCAGAAAUUCGGGUGGUAGAAUGAAUAUUUAAGAUUGUGGAUGUGGAUUAGUUUAAAUUGUUGGGGUCGGCUACAUAGGCCAUAAUGCAUGGGUUUCGUAUUGAAGUGAACUUAAUAGAGGGAAGGAAGCUUAGAAAAUUACAUGAUCGCAUGAGUGGGAGAGAAUUUCCAUUCAAAAUUUAUCCAGGAGAGUCGGAUUGAUUCUGCUGGAUUAUUAUCAUCUCUCACUCUCUUAAAGUACAUAUUAGUGUUUUUGUUGUUUUAGAUGAUUGGCAAAAUGGAUUUACAGCAUGAGUGCAUGCAUGUUGUCUGGUUCGGUUAGGCUUCAUUCUUCAAA
Messenger RNA from Hibiscus syriacus, 1285 nucleotides. RefSeq names its product polyadenylate-binding protein 1-like. Gene Ontology annotation, molecular function: RNA binding. The transcript has 6 exons. The coding region runs from base 57 to 752 and encodes 231 amino acids. The record is from RefSeq and is a predicted model, not a curated record. NCBI's taxonomy places the organism in Eukaryota, Viridiplantae, Streptophyta, Magnoliopsida, Malvales, Malvaceae.